This is a messenger RNA of Anoplopoma fimbria (sablefish), 2125 nucleotides long. RefSeq names its product dnaJ homolog subfamily A member 3, mitochondrial-like. Gene Ontology annotation, cellular component: mitochondrion. Gene Ontology annotation, biological process: protein folding; response to heat; mitochondrion organization. The transcript has 12 exons. The coding region runs from base 11 to 1408 and encodes 465 amino acids. The record is from RefSeq and is a predicted model, not a curated record. NCBI's taxonomy places the organism in Eukaryota, Metazoa, Chordata, Actinopteri, Perciformes, Anoplopomatidae. Gene Ontology annotation, molecular function: heat shock protein binding; protein kinase binding; ATP binding.
CGUAGGCAACAUGGCGGCUGCCCGGCUGGCUGCUCGCUGCGUGUCUCCUCUCUGGUUCCGCAGCGUCUCCUCCGGACACGCAGCGCUCCGUGCGGGGCCGCAGCGGGGACGAGCCCGCUGGAGCGCUGUGACGGCGACGGGACCGACAGGCUCCAGAUGUUUCCGUGGAAUCAGCAGCCGCUCUGUUCACACCGGCAGCAGGGCGGCUAACAAGCAGGACUUCUAUCAGGUGCUGGGCGUCUCCCGCACGGCGGCACAGAAGGACAUCAAGAAGGCGUACUACCAGUUGGCAAAGAAGUACCACCCGGACACCAACCCAGAAGACCCCGACGCCAAAGAGAAGUUCGCCAAGCUAGCCGAAGCCUACGAGGUGCUGAGUGACGAGGUGAAGAGGAAGCAGUAUGACACAUAUGGAGAGGUGGGCUUCGACGCGGGCCGAGCCGGGUCGGCAGGCCAGCAGCAGUACUACAGGGCGGGGGGGACCAACGUAGACCCCGAGGAGCUCUUCAGGAAGAUCUUUGGAGAGUUCACCGGAGGAAUGGGCUUCGGAGACAUCCACAACAUGUUCGAACAACGGCCCGAGUUUGUGAUGGAGCUUACGUUUUCAGAGGCAGCGAAGGGCGCUAACAAGGAGCUGAGUGUGAACAUUGAUGACUCGUGUCCGAGGUGUGAUGGGAAGCGCAACGAGCCGGGCACCAAAGUGUCUCACUGUCACUUCUGCAACGGCACCGGCAUGGAGUCGAUCAACACGGGUCCUUUCAUGAUGCGGACCGCCUGUCGACGCUGCGGAGGGAAAGGGUCGAUCAUCAACACGGUGUGCACUCUGUGCCGAGGAUCAGGACAGAUGAAGAAGAGGCAGACGGUCUCUGUUCCUGUUCCUGCUGGAGUGGACAAUGGUCAAAGAGUUUCCAUGCCAGUCGGGAAAAACGAAAUCCUCAUAACAUUCAGGGUUCAGAGAAGUCCGGUGUUCAGACGCAACGGAUUGGACAUCCACUCUGACGUGUUGAUCUCUGUGGCUCAGGCUAUUCUGGGAGGAACCGCCACGGCACCGGGCCUCUACCAGACCAUCAGUAUACUGAUUCCCACCAGUUGUCAGGCUGAUCAGGUGAUCCGUCUUCAGGGGAAAGGAAUCCGGAGGAUGAACGGCUACAGCUACGGAGAUCACUACGCACACAUCAAGAUCAGAGUACCAAAGAAGUUGACCCGUCGUCAACGCUCUCUGCUGCUGAGUUACGCUGAAGAUGAGACGGACGUCCAGGGGACGGUCAACGGGGUGGAGCCGUCUAAAGCAGGGGGCAGCAGCACCUCAGGUUCUGGUCCCAAGUCCUCCAGCUCAGAGGAGGAGCAGCAGAGGAAGGAGGAAGAGGAGGGAGGCUUCUUCUCUAAACUGAAGAAAAUGUUCAGCUGACACCAUGAAACGCUGCAGGUAGAAAACCCGGUGAACAUGGUGCAGGAAGAAAAGACGUUCACGCCAACACAGACAGGAGCUGAGAAACAAGAUGGCGGCACAGUCUCGUUCACGGUGGAACAGCUGUGCUGUCCGACCGUGGUCUCUGUUAAGACGUUUAAAUGUUGCUGAGUCGUUACCGUCGGGUCUAAAAAAGACUUUAACCAGCAGCUCGUUGUUCCAGUCACUACACAUCUCCGUUAACCCUCUUCAAACAAUCAACUAAACUACACUGAUUAUCGCAACCAUCAGAUAGUCCGCUUUCCAACGGUCCUUGAACAUGUGUGACCAAAACUUCUGUCAGAAAACGCAGAUGAAACUAAGCUUAAAAAAUGUUGAUAUUUCACCCCCAAAAAAUUAUUCUAUACGUCUUAUUUAAAGUUAGGCCCAAAAUAAACCAUUUACUUUAACUAGAUUCUGUUGAAAACAUUAAAUUAUGAACUCUUUAGUGCAACCAUGAAGUCAUGAUUGAUUCAUCUGAGACCAACAGUCAUGUGACAAAAAAUCUGUGAAACUUGCUGCUGAACACGGAGAGGAGAGGCUGGAAAAAUUGGAAUAUUUAUAACACGUAGAACCUCCGUUAUAUUUUCCAACAUUGGUAUCACUUGUGGACACUUUGAAAAUGUUGGAUGUAUAGAUUCUGUUUGCCAACUUUUGUAAAAUAAAUUAUUAAAGAAA